AGUUCACUAUACAAAGGAACAGAAGCUAGCAAUAACUUGAGCAGAGUGAAAGUCUGACAUAUCGUAGAGUUUAAAAAUGGAGAAAAUAGAGCACACGACUGUCGCCACAAAUGGCAUAAACAUGCACGUAGCGUCGAUAGGGAAAGGUCCAGUGGUCCUCCUCCUCCAUGGCUUCCCUGAGCUCUGGUACUCGUGGCGACACCAGCUUCUGUACCUCUCCUCCCACGGCUAUCGCUGUAUCGCCCCCGACCUUCGUGGCUAUGACGACACUGACGCCCCUCCCUCCCAUGCCUCCUACACAUCUUUACACAUCGUCGGAGACCUUGUCGCCCUUCUUGACCAGCUUGGUAUCGACCAGGUCUUCUUGGUCGGCCAUGACUGGGGAGCUAUGAUGGCCUGGUACUUUUGUUUGUUCAGGCCGGAUCGAAUCAAAGCUUUGAUCAACCUGAGCGUGCCAUUUUUUCCCAGGAACCCGACGUUUGAUCUGGUGGAUGGCUUCAGGGCUUUGUUUGGUGAUGAUUAUUACGUUUGCAGGUUUCAGGAACAUGGAGAAGCCGAAGAAGAUUUUGCUUGUGUCGAUACCGCACGACUAAUGAAGAAGUUCUUUUCAAUAUUCGGUCCAAAUCCUCUGAUGAUACCUAAAGAAGUGGGAGUUAGAGGAUUGGCAACACCAGAUGCAUUGCCUUCUUGGUUGUCAGAAGAAGAUAUUAAUUAUUAUGCCACCAAAUUUAAGCAGACAGGUUUCACCGGAGGAUUGAACUAUUAUCGAGCUAUCCACCUAAACUGGGAGCUCACAGCGCCAUGGACUGGAUCACAAGUCAAAGUGCCAGCCAAGUUCAUAGUGGGAGACCAGGAUAUCGUCUACAAUAUCCCAGGUGUCAAGGACUAUAUAAGCGGCGGCGGCUUCAAGAAAGACGUGCCGUGUUUGCAAGACGUAGUUGUGAUGGAAGGAGUAUCUCAUUUCAUCAAUCAAGAAAAGGCAGAUGAGAUUAGCGCACACAUAUAUGAAUUUAUCAACAAGUACUGAGUGUGCGAGAAAGUAUUUUCAGGUCGAGGACUAUGAGCUGCAUGGGUACUGUUUACCGUUUAGUUCCCAUGGAUCAUCUAUAAUAAUGGAUCGAGCCAACGAAUUAUUAAAUAAGCAUGUAAUGUUGAUCGUGUGUACUGAACGUACAAAUCAACAACAUAAUGGUGUUAUUUUCUUAUUAUGUUAUUUAUGCCUUUUGCAUAUGCUUAAUUACAGUUAACA
Molecule: messenger RNA, 1249 nt
Organism: Juglans regia (Persian walnut)
Lineage: Eukaryota; Viridiplantae; Streptophyta; Magnoliopsida; Fagales; Juglandaceae
Product: epoxide hydrolase A-like
Exons: 3
Coding region: 77-1027 (316 amino acids)
Molecular function (GO): hydrolase activity
Source: RefSeq, a predicted model, not a curated record